AUGGCCACCCGCUGGGGCAUCUGCUCCGCCGGCAAAAUCAGCCACGACUUCCUGGUGGCCCUGAAGACCCUCCCGGCCACGGAGCAUCAGGCUGUGGCCAUCGCCGCGCGUGAUCUCUCCCGGGCUCAGGAAUAUGCCCAGAAACACGGGAUCCCCCGAGCGUACGGGAGCUACGAGGAGCUGGCGCGGGACCCCGACGUGGACGUGGUCUACGUGGGGGUCAUACACCCCGAGCACCUGCCCGUGGGGCGGCUUUUCCUGGGGGCCGGGAAGCCGGUGCUGCUGGAGAAGCCCCUGGGGAUGAACGCGGCGGAGGUGAGGGAGCUGGCGCAGCUGGCCCGGAGCCACGGGGUCUUCCUGAUGGAGGCCUACUGGACCCGAUUCUUCCCAGCCUCGGAGCGGCUCCACUCCCUGCUCUCCCAGGGAGCGCUGGGGGAGCCGAAGGUGGUGAGGAUCGAGUCCGGGGCACCUCUCUCGGGCUGCCCCCGGGUGGUGCAGAAGGAGCUGGGGGGCGGCGCCCUGCUGGACAUUGGCUGCUACUGCGUCCAGUUCGCCACCAUGGUCUUCGGGGAGGAGAGACCGGAGUCCAUCCUCGCCUCGGGCUUCCUCCAACCCACCGGCGUUGAUGAAACGUUGUCCAUCAUCCUGAACUACCGGGGGAAGCGCCAGGCCGUGAUCACCUGCUCCAUGCUGACCUGGCUGCCCAACCAGGCUGCCAUCAGUGGCACCAAGGGCAUCAUCCAGCUCCUGUCCCAGAUGUGGAGCCCGACUGAGCUGGUGGUGAAUGGGCAGCAUGAAGAGUUCCCCCUGCCGCCCCCCCCCUCCCAGCCCCUCAACUUCUCGAAAAGCACCGGGCUUCGUUACGAGGCCCAGCACGUGCGCCAGUGUCUGCUGAAAGGCCUGAAGGAAAGCCCCCUGGUGAGCUUGGCUCACUCCGAGCGGGUGGCCUCCAUCCUGGAUGAGGUGCGGCGGCAGGUCGGGGUGACGUACGCCCAGGAUCGGGCCUGA
This is a messenger RNA of Emys orbicularis (European pond turtle), 1008 nucleotides long. RefSeq names its product trans-1,2-dihydrobenzene-1,2-diol dehydrogenase-like. NCBI's taxonomy places the organism in Eukaryota, Metazoa, Chordata, Testudines, Emydidae. The record is from RefSeq and is a predicted model, not a curated record. Gene Ontology annotation, biological process: D-xylose catabolic process. Gene Ontology annotation, molecular function: nucleotide binding; D-xylose 1-dehydrogenase (NADP+) activity. The transcript has 7 exons. Bases 1 to 1008 code for a protein of 335 amino acids.